AUGGGCCCCCGGCCCUCCACCCUCCUGGGCAUCGUGCUCUGUCUGGGCCAGAUGAUCCACACGCAGGAGGGGGCCCUGCCCAAGCCCUCCCUCAGGGCCGAGCCAGGCCCUGUGAUCCCCCGGGGACGGCCUGUGACCUUGGUGUGCCAGAGCCCAGCUGGGGCUAGGUUAUUCCGCCUGGAGAAGGAUGAAAGACAAGUAGUCUCUGAUCAGGAAAGUGUGUCUCAAGAUGGUCGGCAGGGGACAGAGGCCAGAUUCCUCAUGCACGCUGUGAAUGAACACACUGCGGGGAGUUACCGCUGCCUCUACAACCAAGGACCUAAUAACUGGUCUGAGCUCAGUGAGCCCCUGCAGCUGCAGGUGACAGAGGAGGACGUCUCCACUCGGCCCCCAGGAGCCGCCCCAGUUCCCAGCUCCACCCCCAGCUCCACCCCCAGCUCCACCCCCAACACACACACAGAGACCCACUCCUCAGGUGGCCUGUCGAGCACAUACAUUUACAUCCUUGUUGGGACCUCCGUGGCCUUUCUCCUUUGUGUCCUCCUGCUGGUCCUCUUCUUAGUUCACCGUCAGCAUCAGAGAAAACACAAGCCCCUCCACAGCAAAGGCGAGGAGCAGAGGCCCCAGGAAAGGCUCAAUCCGGCUGCUGACAUAACAGUGAGCACACCAGAUGAGGCCACAGUCUAUGCACUUUCUGAGAAGAAGAGGGAGCUGCAGAGCCCAAGCCCUGCUGCGGGAGACGCCCAGGAGGUGACAUACGCCCAGCUGGACCAGCGGGCCCUCACCCUCAGAGCAGGCCAGGCUGUGUCCCCACCGCCCGUGGAGUCCACAGCUGCUGCCAGCACAUACGCAGAACUCCCCAGACGCUGA
This is a messenger RNA of Pipistrellus nathusii (Nathusius's pipistrelle), 870 nucleotides long. Lineage: Eukaryota; Metazoa; Chordata; Mammalia; Chiroptera; Vespertilionidae. The record is from the annotation of a GenBank genome assembly.